AUGGCGGCAGCAAACUCCGAAGCCUCCGAUAUUCCCAAAUACCUCCAGAAAGUCGAAUUAACCCAAGAAAACAAAGACCUCAUUGCCACCUUACCUAGCGAUUCGUUUUGGGAACCGUUUACAAUCCAUCAAUACGAUGGUUUCUGGCACACCACAAAACAAUUACAGGGAACCCUCAAUAGCCAAAAACACUUCAAAGCUCAAGACUCCGACAUCCUUCUUAUCACCUUACCGAAAUGCGGUACCACCUGGCUUAAAGCCCUAGCCUUUGCAAUUCUCAAUCGCAAGAUCCAUUGUCCAAAUACAGAUUUUGAUAAGAACCAGUCGCACCCCCACCCUCUCCUCACUACUAACCCUCAUGAUCUUGUACCCUUUUUAGACAUCAAUCUCUACGUGGAUAAGGACAUCCCUGAUCUGACCUCACUUCCGUCACCAAGGCUCUUCGCGAGCCAUAUGCCAUACAUUUCAUUGCCAGAAUCUGUGAAGCUGUCAAAAUGUAAGAUUGUGUACUUGUGUAGAAACCCGAAGGAUAUGUUCACGUCAUUGUGGCACUUUGUCUUUAAGUUCCUACGACUACGACAAGAGUCCAUUUCAAUCGAGGAUUCAUUUGAGAAGUUUUGUGAAGGAAGGAUUGCUAGUGGCCCGUUUUGGGAUCACAUUUUGGGAUACUACCAACAGAGUUUGGACAGGCCAAAUAAGGUAAUGUUUUUGACCUAUGGGGAGUUGAAGAAUGAGCCAGUAAGAGUUCUGAAGGACCUUGCUGAAUUUCUAGGGCAUGGAUUUACUAAGGAAGAAGAGAAUGGAAAUAUAAUCAAUGAUAUACUGAGGUUAUGUAGUUUUGAGAAUUUGAGCAACUUGGAAGUGAAUAAGACUGGAAAGUUGUUGACUGGGCAAAAUAAUAGCAUUUACUUUAGACGUGGAGAGGUUGGAGAUGGUGAGAAUUUUCUCACCUCUGACAUGAUUAAGAAGCUUGAUGUUAUUACUCAAGAGAAGCUGGGUAAACAAAGCGUGAACUUUCAGAUCCAUAAAUCCUGA
Messenger RNA from Neltuma alba, 1035 nucleotides. Its product is annotated as cytosolic sulfotransferase 12-like. Gene Ontology annotation, molecular function: sulfotransferase activity. The coding region runs from base 1 to 1035 and encodes 344 amino acids. The record is from RefSeq and is a predicted model, not a curated record. NCBI's taxonomy places the organism in Eukaryota, Viridiplantae, Streptophyta, Magnoliopsida, Fabales, Fabaceae. The transcript has a single exon.